GUAAUGCACUGAAAUACCUCCGGUGACCGCUAGGUGGCGGAAAAUUUCCAGAUUCUCCGGCGCGAUGCGGCUGCAGCAGACAUGUAAACAAAGCGUGUAACUUUGUGUGUGUGAGGUAAAUCUCUGAACAUGGGGAAGCGGGACAACAGGGUGCCGUACAUGAACCCCAUAGCUGCUGCUAGAGCCAGAGGACCUACGCCUGUCAGCGGCCCCACCAUACAGGAUUAUCUCAGCAGACCUCGACCAACAUGGGAGGAGGUCAAGGAGCAGCUGGAGAAGAAGAAGAAAGGCUCUAGGGCUUUGGCUGACUUUGAGGAUAAAAUGAACGAGAGAUGGAAGAAGGAGCUGGAGAAAAACAGAGAGAAAAUCCUGGGAGGAGGUGAAAAGAAAGAAAAAGAGAAAGACAAGGAGAAGGAAAAGAAAGAGAAAGAAAAGGAUAAAGACAAGAAAGAGAAAAAGAAAAAGGAAAAGAAGAAAUCCAGUAGGCAUUCUUCGUCUUCUUCCUCCUCCUCAUCGAGUUCUGAUUCCUCCAGCAGCUCGUCAUCCGAGUCCGAAGAUGAGGACGACAAGAAAAGCAUGAGGAAGAAACGGAAAAGAAAGCGAUCCUCGGCACGGAAAGCGUCGGACGAAUCGGACACAGAGUCAGAAACGGACAGCAAGGAAUCGUCCAAAAAGAAAAAGAAAAAACUCAAGGAGGAGGGAGAGAAAGAUAAGGAGGAAAAGGGCAAAAAGGACGAUUCGGAAUUAGACGAUGAUGGUGAAUCCAGAAAGAAAAAACGGAGUAGUGAAGAGCAGGAGAAAAGCACAGACAAAUCAAAGAAAAAGAAGAAGCGGAAGCAUAAAAAACACAGCAAGAAGAAAAAGAAGAAGAGCUCAGGAUCAGACGUGGACAAGAGUUCAGGAGUGUGGCAUCCUGACUGAACUGAACCUGUUUGGAGCCCUUCCCCUGUCGCUGGAAAAUGUCUGCCAGUGGGACUGUGAAAGCUGCUCGCCUGUAGCAGUGUGUCUUCCUGCUUAAGCAGGGUGAUGAUUGUAUGGAUGGAUGGAUGGAUGGAUGGAUGGAUUUGUUAUGAGUUGGUUGACUGAAAGGGGUUGUGAGAGCUUGAAUACUUAUUUUUUUUAUUUUUAUUUUUUUUUAUUUUUGCUUGAGUUUUUUAAGCAGACGUUUGUGUGUCCCAAUAAA
Messenger RNA from Hemibagrus wyckioides, 1183 nucleotides. RefSeq names its product family with sequence similarity 133 member B (gene fam133b). NCBI's taxonomy places the organism in Eukaryota, Metazoa, Chordata, Actinopteri, Siluriformes, Bagridae. The record is from RefSeq and is a predicted model, not a curated record. The transcript is spliced from 11 exons. Bases 130 to 921 code for a protein of 263 amino acids.